CUCUUGGCCUGAAUUUCAAGUUCAGCUCCACUUCUUACUUAUCUUUUCUGUGCCCAAAUUCCCUCUUCCAUAAAAAUGGGAAUAAUAGUAGCACUUAAUUCAUAGGGUUGUAAUGAUUUAAUGUACUGAAUUUCAUGUAGAAUACCUGCAACAAUGCUUGGUGUAUAGUAAGCUUGAAUAAAUGUUAGAUAUUAUAGUUGUCACCUCACAAAUUACACAUCUAAACUAAAAUAAUAAUUGAUUAUAUUACCUUCCAUUUCCAGCUUUUUAAACCACUUAAAUAGCUCACUAGAGGUUAUAAUCCAUAGCUACUAUGAAGCAAGCUCUCACCAUGGCCAGGCAGCAUAUCAUAGAUUUAACCUUUAUUAUCCCAAUGCCCUCAGUAACCCUAUAUGUAUUAUUCCAUUUGUAUAGUUAUAAUAUAUUCCAUAACAUUGUUAUCCAGUCCAAACUCACAGAAUUAGCAAAAUGCAGAAUUAGAAUUUAAGUCGAGUUUUUGUGUGGUGCAAAACUAAUGCUCUUUGCCUUGGACUACAUUGCCUAUUCAUUGUCAGAAAACGGUACCCCAAAAUUUGGUGCUUUGACAUGCUGAACUAGAGAAGCAGCCGCAAGGUUUCUCUGAUCUCCCCACCCCACCUCCUGCCUCUCAAUCCUCUGCCUCCCCCAAAACACGGGAUAAGACUGUUCUUUGAAGUUUCUUAUCUACCUAGAAACCAGACCCAUCAAAGAACACAAUUGCUUUCUAUCUGCUUCCUCCCUGAAAUUUCAUUAACCAGAAGAAAUUAAAACAUAUCACAAAGCCAGAUACAGUGGUGCACACAUGUAGUCCCAGCUACUUGUGAGUCUCAGAUGGGAGGAUUCUUGAGGCCAGGAGUUUGAGGCUGUAGUGUGCUAUCAUCAUGCCUGUGAAUAGCCACCACACUCCAGCCUGGGCAACACAGUGAGACCUGGUCUCAUAAAAAAACAAAACAAAACUCACAUAAUAGAGUAAGAGACUGAAAAUUAACCACCACACUUAGAGCCCAAACUUUGCCUCAAACUACUGUUUUUUGUUUUUGAGACAGGGUCUCACUCUAUCACCCAGGUUGGAGGGCAGUAGCGAGAUCUUGGCUCGCUGCAACCUUGCCUCCAGGGCUCAAGUGAUCCUUCUAUCUCAGCCUCCCAAGUAGCUGGGAUUAUGGGAGUGAGUCACCACGACUGGCCUUCAAAUUAUUGUUGGUUCUCUAGUUUCACUUGGUUUACAAAGAGAAUAAUUUACAAGUGAAUUUCUGCAUUAAUCUCUCCUAAAAUCAUUUACUACUCCUCUAAAAUUGCCUGUAGCACCCCCCAACUGUUUCUCCCCUAUGAAAAGUAUUAAACUUCAACCAUCUGACCCUUUUUUGAGUUUUCUUAUUUUGUUGUAUUGUUCCUCUGCUUAUGAACAUUAAUUUGUUAGGCUUUUCUCUUGUUAACCUGUCUUUUGUUACAAGCACGUUGUCAUGACUCUUUUGAUGGGGAGGAAAGUGAUCACCCCCUUUCCACCCCUUCAUACUACACUACCUUUUCAUUUCCUAACCUGUUUGUAGGAGGUUACUGAAGCUUGCAUUAAUUUCUUCAAUAGAUAUUUAUCCAGACUAGUAUAAUCUGGGUGCUGGGGAAACAGUGGUGAACAAGACAGGCACACCUCAUGAAACUCACAGAACUGAAAGGUGAAUGGAUUACUAUCUUCGUCCUUUUUUUGUUUCGUUUUUUUCGUUUUGUACCUAGUCCUGCAGAUGCAUCCUUAACUUCUGCAGUGUGGUAUAUGGGAACUGGAUCCGCUCCUAAAUAGGUAUGUGACUUCUCUAAGCUUUAUCUUCUUCACUUAAAAAUUAAAAGCAUCGGCCGGGCGCGGUGGCUCACGCCUGUAAUCCCAGCACUUAGGGAGGCUAAGGUGGGCAGAUCACGAAGUCAGGAGUUCGAGACCAGCCUGGCCAACACAGUGAAACCCCAUCUCUACUAAAAAUACAAACAUUAGCCAGGUGUGGUGGCACGCGCCUGUUGUCCCAGCUACUCAAGAGGCUGAGGCAGAAGAAUCGCUUGAACCCAGGAGGCGGAGGUUGCAGUGAGCCAAGACCAUGCCAUUGCACUCCAGCCUGGGUGACAGAGUGAGAGACUCCAUCCCCCCCCCAAAAAAAAAAUUACAAGCAUCUGUAAAUACAUAAUCUCAAAUAAAAAUCUUUGUGUAUAUCUCCAUUUUUAAAAUGAUAGACACGAGAGUCUCAAUGAUUAUCUUGAAAAGAUCACAAGGAAAAUGAAACAAACAUGAAUUAAGUACCUGUAAGGUAGUUUGCUGGUUACUUUUACAUAUAUGAUAAAUGAUGGAUCAGGGACUUCAACCUAGAUCACAAAAUCACCACCACACUGCCCUGCUUCUGUCAUGGGAAACACACUUUGAUACUUUCUUCAUUCUUUCUCCACUCCCUAGACUUGAAGCCCGAGGAGUAAUCCAUCUGCAAAUAUUGAACACUUUUCAUAUAUGAAACGCACAGUACACAGUUUUUAAAAACUGGUCUCUGUUGUCAAGGAACUUUUGAGCCAUUCAGAGAGACAACACUUACACACACACACACACACAAACUGAGGGAAGUAUGAAGUGACCAAAUAAUGGUAUACAAAGAUGAUCUCAUUUGAUCCCUAUUACCACUCUUUGAGGAGGUACUAUUAUUAUUGCUCUUUUAUAGAGAAGAAAAGGUAGGUCUGUAGGCAGUAAGCAAGUCUCAAGGUUACUCAAGCAGGAAAGGGCAAAACAGAUUCAAAUCCAAGUUCUGACUCCUAAGACUUUCUCUAACUAUAUAUGGUAAGACAAACCCAGAAACUCCAGUUCCCUAAGCAAGUAAUAGACCCCAUUUGGCUAGGAGGGCUGGAUAAAUACUGAGAAAGGGGGAAGAUGAAGCCGAAAACGUAGGCUAGGGCCUAAUGUAACUCACGGACUUCAGAAUGCAGACUGUAGGAAUCCACUAAAGGUAGUUCUUAGUAAGGCAGAAAUUACUGCAGUCUUAACUUGACAUAGUAGUUUCUCAACUUGGUAGAAGCAGACUAUAGAAAAAGUAACUUUACAGUUGGCUACGUGACUUAGACAAAUUACUCUCUCUGACCUCAACUCUCACAGCUAAUUGAGAGGAGAAUUCUAUAUUUGGACAAUCGCGGUGAUUAAACGAGUGUAUGAAAGGCGUCUGAAGCUAGGGGGCGCUAGAUAAACGCUGAUUUUCCCUUUAAAUAGGGAAAAAGAAUGCAGGCUUUUUGUUUACAUAGAGUUGGCAGGCAUGCGUUAUCCAGCAAGGCCGGAACGGAAGACCCUCUCAGCCUCAGCUGCAACCACAUCUGGGUAUGCAGAAACCUUCUAAGAUCCCAGCGUUUCCAGGGAGAUACUCCAUUUCCCCCUCACUUCUCCGGACCUGUCGCCGGACCAUGAAGACCUGACUGCCCUCUAAUAAAGUCCCUAGCCAGCACUCUUAGACCGCCCAACCUUCCCAGCUCUUCCUUCCGAGGCGGCUACUCGAUGACAUCACAUCCACUUCCGCUUCCGAAGGCGGCCUCUUUUCAUUCCUCAGGACCGCUCUAGGCUGCCACCACGCCGGCUGGCCCCAAAAACUCAAUGGUUGUUGGGCGGGGUCGUGACGUCCUUGGCGUGGCUGCAGGGGAGGCCGCGGCGGGGAAAAUGGCGGACGGGAAGGCGGGAGAGGAGAAGCCUGAAAAGUCGCAGCGAGCUGGAGCCGCCGGAGGACCUGAAGAAGAAGCAGAAAAACCUGUGAAAACUAAGACUGUUUCUUCCAGUAAUGGAGGGGAAAGUUCCAGUCGCAGCGCUGAGAAGCGAUCAGCUGAAGAAGAAGCUGUCGACCUCCCAACAAAGCCUACAAAGAUCUCCAAGUUUGGAUUUGCCAUAGGUAGUCAGACGACAAAGAAAGCAUCAGCCAUAUCCAUCAAACUUGGAUCAAGUAAGCCUAAAGAAACUGUUCCAACUCUUGCUCCAAAAACUCUUUCAGUAGCAGCAGCUUUUAAUGAAGAUGAAGAUAGUGAACCAGAGGAAAUGCCUCCAGAAGCAAAGAUGAGGAUGAAGAAUAUUGGAAGGGAUACACCAACAUCAGCUGGACCAAACUCCUUCAAUAAAGGAAAGCAUGGGUUUUCUGAUAACCAGAAGCUGUGGGAGCGAAAUAUAAAAUCUCAUCUUGGAAAUGUCCAUGACCAAGACAAUUAAAUGAUGUUUUGAAAUUGGGGUGUGGGGUGGGUGUAAAGUUAAAAGGAACAGUUUCCUUUUUUAAAGAAUGGUAUAAGACUAUCUUUGGAGCCGCUUUUUUUUUCUUUUUCAUUUUUUUAAAAGAUUGAGUGAUACACUAAUAAAUGAGAGUUUGAAAUUAGAGGUAAUUUAUGUUUUAUAUACAGAUUUCAAGACAUUUGCUAAUUUUGUAGUUUCAUGUGAUUAGUUUCCAAAGGUUACAGAUAAUAAAGAAAUCAGAAAUGGUACCUUUUUAAGAAUUGCAUAUUUUUUUAGACACAACUAUUAGCACAUUAAGAGGGAAGCAAAAAGUUACUGUCUAUUUAAAACUGCAAGCAGUUAACUCUCUUAACUCCCUUAUUACCUAAACUUGUCUGGCUCCCAGGAACAGCCUUAUAGAGAGAGGGAGUAUUGUAUUGGGAAGAAAAUGUUACUGAACUAUUGACUGAAAGUAAAUUUAGAUAAAAUACAGCUUUUUUCCUUAUGGGCAUUUGUUUUGUUUCAAGUCUUCAUAAACUAGUAUUGCAUUGCUAUCCGUGGAUACAGACGCUUAGCUCUUAAAAGAUUUUUUUUUUUUAUGUAAACUGUUGAAUAUUUGAAAUAGUCCACUUCACCUUAAUGGGUCUUGUCUAUCUUCAUUAGUCUUCAAAGAAAAACCAUUUGCUACCAAAGUAAAUCAGUAUUUUGAAUGUGCUUCUCUUGUUUUUUGUUUAUUAGCUAGUUCCUGUAAACAUUUCCACCAGAACUUGAGGCAAAUCAUAAGGAAGCUGUUUCUUUUAAAACACAAACCACCACCAAAAAUUUAAAUGUACAUAUUGCUUAAGUAUUUGGCUGUUUUUAUUUUUUAAAAGGUAUAAACACCAAAAAAAAAAUUAACAUUGUAUGAAGAUGGAAAACAAGAAGAUGCACUUUCUGUAACUUUGUCUAAGGAUUUAAAUUACUAACUUGUGAACUCCAAUUUGAAUUGAACUUAACUAUCGGUUUUCUUACUGGUAAAAUUAUAUGGUUUAUUUUAAAUGCGUACAUAUUGACCAAUGGCAUCUGAAAAAGCACAUUUUAGAUACUGAAAUUGAAGGAAAGAAAAUGCAUCUUCAAACAUUUUUUGGAAUCUCACCACAUAUACUUUGUUAGAUUUGUGUAUUGUAGGGUGUCUGUUUUGUAUGUUUGUAUUGUAUAUGAACUUUUUUUUAAAUGUGACAGUUAAACACAUCUUUAAAAGCAUAGUCACAGACAAAAGCAUACAGUAUAAAAAUUUCCUUGAAAACUCCUACAAUAUAUUUGGAGGCAGCUUCAGACUGUUUUAUUGGUGGUAACUGCUUGCUGAGGUCUUUUAGUUGGUAAUAACUCCAGAGAAGCAGCCUGUGUAUAUUCCUAACACUUUGUUCACUAGCAUUUAAGUUUAGAAUAAGCCCAAGUAAAACAAUGGAAAUGUAUAUAGAACUCUUAGUUCUUACAUGAUUUAAUUAUAUCAAGAUACAUGAAUUUAACUUACUUUAAUGUAGGCAAACUAUCCAUUUUUUUGUCCAUUUUCCUGUUUGUUAAAAUAACAUACCUCUCCUACAUAUUAUUUUCUUGACCCAAAUGAAAUAUUAACCUAAGGUCAAGCUGGGAGAGAGAAAUGACUGAGAUGAAUGUCUUUACUAAAAUACCAAUAAAUUUGUCAAACUCAA
This is a messenger RNA of Pongo pygmaeus (Bornean orangutan), 5904 nucleotides long. It is a transcript of the gene PCNP, whose product is annotated as PEST proteolytic signal containing nuclear protein. Gene Ontology annotation, cellular component: nucleus. Bases 3617 to 4216 code for a protein of 199 amino acids. The transcript is spliced from 5 exons. The record is from RefSeq and is a predicted model, not a curated record. Lineage: Eukaryota; Metazoa; Chordata; Mammalia; Primates; Hominidae. Gene Ontology annotation, biological process: protein ubiquitination; proteasome-mediated ubiquitin-dependent protein catabolic process.